GACCAAUCACAGACAGCGGUGAUGUAAACAAGGGAACGGCGAAUGCAACCGAGCACAAAUACGAGAAAUGUAAAGGGAACUUGUUGGAACAAGGUUUCAGUUCCCUUCCACAAACGAGUGGGGUUGUUUCAGGAUACCGACUGACUCUGUAACUGUAACAAAAUCAGUAAGUUACAAGCUUUUAUAAUAUUUCUCCGUCUUCCUCAUUCCGGUCGUUAGUAUUGAAUGGAGGACAGAUACAGGAAGACUCUUCAGCGCAACAGGACCAAUCUCGUGAGAGACUUGGACCCAUCAAAGCUCUACGAUGGCCUUCUUGAAAAAGGAGUUUUCACCCAGGACAUGAUCGAUGAGAUAAAGAGCUCGGGGACCAGGCGUGAGCAGGCCAGCCAGCUAGUCCGGGACUUGGAGACCCGUGGGAGACGAGCCUUUCCAUUAUUCCUGGAGUGCCUUCAGGAGGCAGGUCAGCACAGUCUGGCAGAGCUCCUACAGAAUGAAGCUCCAGCUGCUCAACUACAGCCUGCAACCCCCACUCAGGUUGUUCGCCCUGUUGUCCACCCUCUCCCAGUGUCCUCUCCAAUGGAUGUGGACAAGCAAAACAAAGAUCAUGUCCCAGUUUAUCCAAAACAGAUACACAGUACUACUCCCACUCCAUCACCUGAAAGGGAGAACAUGAGACCAAGGCCACAAGGCAGAACUCGACGAGAUAGCAUCCAGACCUAUAAAAUGGACUCCAGCCCGUGCGGACAUUGCCUCAUCAUAAACAACGUAGAGUUUGCUCCUCAGAGCGAGCUGAGCAAUCGCAAAGGGUCCAACAUAGACUGUGACAAGCUUGAGCACAGGUUCAAGGCGCUCAACUUCAUUGUGGAGGUUAAGACAAACCUGAAACAAAGACAAAUCAAACAUGAGCUGUCAGCUUUAUCUAAGAAGGACCAUUCACAGUAUGACUGCUGCGUGGUCAUCAUGCUGUCCCAUGGGACUGAGGUGAGUCACAACCGCUUCCCUGGUGCCGUGUUCGGUGUGGACGGACAGUAUGUCCCGGUUCAGCACAUCACAAACUACCUCAAUGGCCAGCAUUGUCCAUCGUUACAGGGCAAACCCAAACUUUUCUUCAUCCAGGCUUGUGGAGGAGAUGAAAAAGACCAUGGCUUUGAGGUUUCCCCCGAUGAGGUUGAACCAUCCAUCGGUGGAGCAGAUGAUCAGACGGAUGCCAUUCCCACGUCUUCCAGCAGCGACUCUCUGAGUACGUCCGAUGAACUGGACGCCAGAGCCUCGCUGCCCACCCCGAGCGACAUUCUGGUGUCCUACUCUACUUUUCCCGGUUACGUUUCUUGGAGAGACACCCAGUCUGGCUCCUGGUACGUCGAGAUACUAGACCGUAUUCUUGAGGAAAAUGUGGCUACCGACGACUUGGUCACAAUGUUGAUGAUGGUUAACAACGAAGUCUCCCAAAACUCUGCAAAAGGGCUCUACAAGCAGAUGCCUGGUUCCUUUAACUUCCUCCGCAAACUUCUCUACUUUCAAAGCCAAAGUUCAUCUUAACACCUCACAGUUUCACUUCUAGGAAUGUUAGCCUACUUUAGCGCCAUAAAGCAUGACUUUAAUUCAAAUUAUGUCUCAGCAGAUUGUGCAGAGUGUUAAGUGUAUAAAUCUGCUGAGUUGUGGUUGUACAUUUAUUGAGAGUCAUGUCUUACUCUACAUUUGUUUGUCAUGUCUUGCUGUAUUUUUAAUAGUUGUCAAUUUUUCUAAAUUAACUUUUUAGGUAUAAGCGUCAUCUUGGAAAGAAAAUAUCAACAUAGUGUGAUAAUGUGGUUCAGAUUAGUUUUUUAUAUCAUUGGUGUCUUAUCAACAAAUAGCAGCUGUCAUUGAUUCAAGACAAUCAAUGUAAAAUACCUUUGCUGACUCUUACUUUAAGUCUCUUAAUAUACUGAUUCUAAAACGGGAUAUUUGUGCUUACAUUAUGUAUCACAUUACGCUGUUAGCAUUAAUAUAGAAUCCGUUGGUAUCAUUUAUAAAAUACAUUUACUAGACACCAGUAGAUGGUGUUGGUGAGUCACAGAAGACUCAAGAUCUCACAGAUGCCUUCUAUGAGUGAUUUCCAUCCACUACCACCUGGGGUCCACAUACAAUUAGAAACGCUUCCAUCUCAUUUGGUCACCUCACACGCUGUGUCAAACGUGGGUUUAUUUCUAACAGCAACAGAAUUAAAACACUCUGAAACAAGUCAUGAGACACAAACAUCACCUGAUGUUUCUCAUAUCAUAACACAGAAAAAUUAACUUGACAUCACUGGGAGUCCCUUUGUAAGAUGCAGUCAGUCAGUUUCUCCAUAUAGCUCUAAUUCUUCAGUUAGCCUCUCAGGAAAUCUUAUUGAUUCAGCCAUUGUCUAACAUGGUUAUCAUGUUAUAAGGCCUACAGAACAAAUAAACUGUGAACAUACAAAUGUUAAAUAAAAUAAAGCUUCU
Messenger RNA from Morone saxatilis (striped sea-bass), 2462 nucleotides. RefSeq names its product caspase 9, apoptosis-related cysteine peptidase (gene casp9). The transcript has 10 exons. The record is from RefSeq and is a predicted model, not a curated record. The coding region runs from base 226 to 1539 and encodes 437 amino acids. NCBI's taxonomy places the organism in Eukaryota, Metazoa, Chordata, Actinopteri, Moronidae. Gene Ontology annotation, biological process: apoptotic process; proteolysis; regulation of apoptotic process. Gene Ontology annotation, cellular component: cytoplasm.